GGCAAAGUCUGCGGGUCUGCGCGGCGGGAGCGCGGCGGGAUGGGCGCGCUGGGCCGGGCGCUGCUGUGGCUGCAGCUGUGCGCAAUGACCCGCGCAGCCUACAAACUCUGGGUCCCCAACACCAACUUUGAAGUCACCACCAACUGGAGCCAGAACCGGACCCCGUGCUGGGGUGCUGCCGUUGUGUUCCCCGCGGACAAGAUGGUGUCAGUCCUGGUGCAAGAAGGCCAUAGCAUCUCAGACAUGAGCCUUUCCCUGUCCUGGUGCCUGACCCCGCAUCAGAAGCCUAGGGGAUCCGUCUCUCCUGCUGUUUCCCAGGACGCUAAGGUUCCAGAGAAUGCUGGGGUUAGUAGGCUCCUGCCGCGGGACGGAGAGUUCGUCCUGGACGCGGGAGCCGGCUUCGGCGCCGCAGACGCGGGCAGGGACCGGGACUGCGGCACAGCGGCGCCCUCCGUUCUAGGCGAGGCCCUGGGGAUCCUGUCGGCGGCAGCCCGGGAGUCGGGCGCGCCGGUGGGCGACGGCUCGGCGGCGGGGCUGGAAGGUUCGGGAACGCGCGCCGAGCUGGCAGGCGGCGUGGCGGCGGGGCUGCUCCUGCUGGUGCUGCUGGCGGGGGCGCUGCUGCUGAGCCGCGCUCGGAGGUUCAGGUGGCGCAGGCGCGACGAAGCGGCCCCAGCGCCCUCCGUGACGCCCCUGGGCUUCAACAACCCGGUGUUCGACGUGGCGGGCUCGGUGGAGCUGUCCUCCGCCCCGCAGGUGGAAAACUGCAGCACCAGCCGGAGCUACUUCGUUAACCCUCUUUUUGCUGAGGCGGAAGCCUGAGCGCCCGCGUGACUGGCCAGCCCCCCUGCUGCCCUCCACGUCCACAUUUCGAGAAAUGCACGGGUCUCUGACGUUAGAGAUCUCCGUUCCCCGUCCCACACUUCUCGUCUCCAGCCCCUGCAGACCAAGGAUAGGGUGGCUGUGCCCAAUAAAGGGGUUUCUUGCACCUGC
Messenger RNA from Suricata suricatta (meerkat), 990 nucleotides. RefSeq names its product amnion associated transmembrane protein (gene AMN). NCBI's taxonomy places the organism in Eukaryota, Metazoa, Chordata, Mammalia, Carnivora, Herpestidae. Gene Ontology annotation, biological process: receptor-mediated endocytosis; intracellular protein localization. The transcript is spliced from 8 exons. The record is from RefSeq and is a predicted model, not a curated record. Gene Ontology annotation, cellular component: endocytic vesicle; apical plasma membrane. The coding region runs from base 40 to 819 and encodes 259 amino acids.